GAUGAAAUAUCAUUAGUAGAUGAUCAGGAUAAUGAAAAUAUUGCGAAUGUUGAAGACUAUUAUAAUUAUUGGCAGACAUAUUUAAAAGUAUUAAUAGACUCAGUUCCAAAGAAAUCAAUUCAAGAAUGGUUUCAAGACAGUAUUUGGAAUAAAGUUGAAUUGGCUUCUAAUAAGUCUUUUAUUAAAGCAUCAUCUAAAAGUUUAAAAAGUUCAUAUAGUGAUGUUUUGCAGAAAACUUAUCCUAUUUCUAAAUAUUUUGAUAAUAUUCAAGAAGAUCGGGUUCACUAA
Molecule: messenger RNA, 288 nt
Organism: Racocetra persica
Lineage: Eukaryota; Fungi; Glomeromycota; Glomeromycetes; Diversisporales; Gigasporaceae
Source: the annotation of a GenBank genome assembly